This is a messenger RNA of Erigeron canadensis, 1992 nucleotides long. RefSeq lists its product as uncharacterized. NCBI's taxonomy places the organism in Eukaryota, Viridiplantae, Streptophyta, Magnoliopsida, Asterales, Asteraceae. Gene Ontology annotation, molecular function: nucleic acid binding; zinc ion binding. The transcript is spliced from 3 exons. The record is from RefSeq and is a predicted model, not a curated record. The coding region runs from base 1 to 1992 and encodes 663 amino acids.
AUGGCCGAUCAACACAAUGAUGAAGAUGAGCACCAACAACAAAAUGAUGAAGAAGAGCCUAUAUUUGAUGCGGAUAGCAUGGACAUAUCGGAUCAAAUUGGGAGAGCCUUGGAAAAGUACACUCCUAUUCUACUCAAACGGUUGAAUGCUACAUUAGAAGGAGCGGUGAAUGACCACAUCGCUCAAAUGAUUAAAGAAGAAGUGGCAAUCAAUGUGCAACGGGAAUUUGAAAAGCGAGAUGCCAAGGAUAAAGGCAAGAAAACCGAGGAUGAAAAGGAGGUGGAAGUGACCGGGGAAAGAAUCUAUAAAAAGAAGUUCACUUUUCGAGACUUUGAAGUGUGCCACCCACCGGAGUAUCAUGGUGACCGUGAUCCCAUCGUGUGUACACGGUGGAUAUCCGAGAUCGAGGGGGCAUUCCGUACUAGUCAAUGUCCCUCUCAUUUGAAAGUGGUAUUCGCGGUUGGGAUGUUGAGAAGUGGUGGAAAGAGGUGGUGGGAUGGCUUGUUGACAAUUAAGAAGGGGGCCUUGGAUAAUGUGGAGUGGCCCGAGUUUAAAGAAAUGUUCUCUAAGGAGUUUCGGUCGGAGGCCGAAGUAACAAAGUUGAGAAGUGAAUUUUUGAAUGAUUGUCAAGGCAAUAUGAGCUUGAAUGAAUUCCGAGCUAAAUUCUUGGACAAGGCACAAUUUUGUCCGGAAUUCCUUGAAAAUGAUAAAUUGCUUAAAGAGCAAUUUUACUUGAAGUUAAGGAAGAAUCUUCGGGAGAAGAUUAGUUUACGUCAAAUGGAGUCUUUCUCCAUGUUGGCGGAUGUGGCUAGAGAUCACGAAAUUGAGAUGUCAAGGGUAGAUGAAGGUGUCUUGAAGAGGAAGCACGAAGAAACAAACUCUCCCAAUAAGCGGUUUAGACAAGAGGGUAGUUCCGGUAGCCCCUAUAAUAAAAGAAAUGUUCCAUUUUGCCGUCAAUGCAAGAAAUAUCAUCCGGGGGUUUGUAGAGCGGGAGAUAAGGCUUGUUACACUUGUGGAAAGUCGGGGCAUACUAGCCGGGAAUGUAGGUCCAAACCUCACAAGCCCGUGAUUUGCUUCAAAUGCUUCGAAGAGGGUCACAUGAGAAGCUCAUGUCCGAAAUUGACGGAGGAGGAGAGGUUGGAAGAAAGAAGAAGAGAGGCGGAAAGGAAGAAUGCACAAAUGCAUGGAAAUCCAAGGGGAAGGUCCUUUCAACUCUCCGUGGAGCAAGCAAGAAACACCGAUGAUGUUGUCACAGGUACAUUCCUUGUAUACAAUGUGCCUAUGCGUAUUCUCUUUGAUUCGGGGGCGAAUAGAUCAUUUGUUGCUAUUAGAAUGAUUCAUGUUAUUCCUGUGUCUAAAUCAUGUUUAGAAAAUACUUUGCAAGUUGAGGUUGGCAAUGGUAGGGUAGAAUUAGUAAAGGAUGUGUAUAAAGGGUGCGAAAUCAAAAUUUCUUCGGAACUCUUUCAAGCUAAUUUAAUUCCUUUUCCAAUGGGAGAGUUUGACAUAAUCUUGGGUAUGGAUUGGUUGAGCUCUUGUAACGCAAAAAUUUCAUGUGAUGAGAAAGCGGUGUAUUUGAAGACGUCUAAGGGCGAAGACUUGGUGGUUUAUGGUGAUAAGAAAGAACGUUCUAUACCCGUUUGUACCUUUGCUCGUGCUAAACGUUAUAUGUCUCAUGGUUGUCAUGCUUAUCUUACUCACAUCGUUGAUGUUGAGAAGAAACCUCUUUCUAUUGAAGACAUCCCCAUUGUUAAGGAUUUCGUCGAUGUUUUUCCCGAAGACUUGCCGGGCAUUCCUCCCGGACGGCAAGUUGAAUUCUCCAUUGACCUCAUUCCGGGGGCUAACCCCAUUGCUAAAGCUCCUUAUCGUUUGGCUCCAACGUUUGAAUUGCCAGAGGAUGCAACGUCACUUAUGAAGAAGAUUUCAGCUAUCCGUGAUGUCUAUUUGAAGGUGGGGGUAACCAUGACUGCGAAAAAGUGUAUUUUCAACCCGUAG